UCAUCGCUCACCUGCAGGAUGAAUAUGAUAUUCGAAGUCGAAUUAUUCUGUCCGGGUUCCUCGUUGCGGAUACGGUCAACUUCGAAUGGGCGGUGACUUUUCUUCGCAUACUAAAAUGUCGAAGCUUCAAAAUUUAGCGAGAGAAGCUCUUGGUGCCUGAAACAAGUGCUUCAAUCUCCUGAUUAUUUUACUAUUUCGGCACCAGCAGGUGUACGGACAUGACCAGGCAGUGGGUCCGCAGACUUCAGCAGUGACAUGCUCAAGACGACCGGUGCCGAUUCUGACAAAUUUCAACUGACACAGCAGCCUACCUCAGUUGUCAAGAAUGAAGAUGUUCUGAAAGAGCGAUAGAGUGGCAAGUAUAAGUAACUCGAUGCUCGUGAUUGUCCAACACUCAUCUCCUCAAAGCUCGGACUAGAGAUCCUGGAGACAUAUUCAAGUCUUUCAGGAACCUAGUCGAACGAAGCCAGAGACGGAGGGAAAGUAUUGAUCAUAUCUCGCCCCCAGGUCAAACUUCACGGGGCGGUGGUGGACUCUGGAGUCGCUGGACAGGACUAGAGGAGAAGAGCAAGGUGAUUUGACACAGCUCCAACCAUGGAUCUUAGCACUGUGAGUAGAUUACAGAGUUCAUUAGCUGCUUCCACUGGACCGAUCGCAUCGUCCUGCACUCAAGCUCUAGCGGCUGGCAGACCGUCAACCGUCAAAACCCAGAAAUUGGGUCUGAAGUUUUCCUCUCUGAGCGGGAAGUCAAUUAAGGACGCUGCGGGUGUUAGCAGCAGACGGGUGAAGUGCAGUGCUGAAGGAAGCAAGACUGGCUUCAAGGUUCGAGCGGAACAAAUCAACGUCAGCACUAAUGCUAUCUCCACUCUCCAGAGAACUGUGCCGGUUGUCGAUCAAGAAAUCGUCACGCUGAAAGGCAAAGUCAUCCUCAAACGUUCCAAGACCAAUAGCGAACCAACAACUCCCUUCGCUGAUUUUCAGAAGCUUGUUUGGUUCACUCUCGUCAGUACGGAGCUUGAUGAGCAGGCGAACUUGAAGAAGAGUGCCAGGACUCAGAUGCAAGUCGACGGCUCUCACUGCGUGGGUGGGAUCGAAGUCUGCGAAAUUGCUUUCAGCGUAGAAUGCGAUUUCGGCGAACCUGGCGCACUGAUUGUGGAAAGCCGUAGCGGGGAGGAGUUCUUCCUUCAGAGCGCGGAGCUGAGCUCUGCAGAUUCAUCUGAGCUUUAUCAGUUUCCCUGUAAUUCCUGGAUAAAUCAGAAGAGCGAAGAAAACUACAAACUAGUCGCAACCAAAGACCAGUUCAGAUCCCACUUCCUCAAUGAGGUCAUCCAUCGCAUUUUCUUCACCAACAAGGUUUAUCUUCCCAAAGACACCCCUUCAGGACUCCAGAAGCUGAGAAGUUUCGAGAUGGCGACUCUGCGCGGGAAUGGUACCGGAGAGAGGAAGCACCACGAUCGUAUUUAUGAGUACGAUGUCUACAACGACUUGGGUGACGCAGAAGCCAACAUCCUCCGCCCAACUCUGGGUGGUCCUGGCAACAUUCCCUACCCUCGACGCUGCCGGACGGGCCGAAAGGUCGAUGAAAAGACGGGUAUGGAGGUGCGCCCAGCGAGAAUCCCAGGAACGAACUUCAGACAGAGCGUGUACGUUCCCCGUGACGAAGAUUUCAGCAUUGACAAGACACAAGGCUUUCAAGGGGACAGUCUCAAGGGACUCCAAUCAACGCUGGUGCCCAUGUUACGGGCCAAAUUCGACGAAACUCCCGAUGACUUCGACAAUGUGCACCAACUCUACAGCCUCUACAGAAGCGGACUGAAUCUAUUACCAGAGAAUCCACAACUUCAACCAAGUCAGAAAGAGAGGGAAGACGUUCGAAAAUUCCUUGAGGACUACGUUCAGGAAAAUUCGGGUCAGCGGGUCCAGUUGGAGGAGAUCAAGUACCAGCCUCCACAGAUCGUCGAUGAACCCCAGGACCAUAUGACAUGGAUGAAUGACGAAGAAUUUGGACGACAAACUCUCGCCGGUAUCAAUCCGGUGGUUAUCAAGAGAGCCACGGUCUUUCCACCUACAAGCGCCCUUUCCGAGGAAGAGUAUGGCCCAGCCACUGCUCUGACAGCACAGCACAUUGAACAAUAUCUCUUCAGCAACGGCAAGAGGAUGACUGCAGCAGAGGCUGUUGCCACGAAGAGGCUCUUCACUAUUGACUACCAUGAUAUUUACAUGCCGUACAUCAACAAGAUCAACUCCCAGAAAGUUCUCACGAAGGAUGGUGAAGAACCCAGAAAGUGCUUCAUAUACGCCCCACGUGCUUUCUUCUUCCUCACGGAUGACAAAAAGAUGAAGCCGGUGGCUAUUGAGCUCUCGCUGCCUCCACCUUACAACGGUGAAAAUCAGAGCCACAAGAGGGUUUUUACCCCACCGAGGUUCGAGCACGAGCACGACUCUGAGUGGGAAUUGGCAAAACUCCACUUCAAUUCCGUGGAUUUCGGCUACCACGAGCUCAUCUCUCACUGGAUGAAAUGCCAUUGUGUGAUGGAGCCAUUCGUCAUAGCUAGUCACAGACAACUGAGCGCAAUGCACCCGAUCUUUGUGCUCCUCGAUCCAUGCUUCGUGAACACCAUGCGCAUAAACGCCAAUGCACGUGGAUCUUUGAUUGCUUGUGCGCCCGAGGGAACCAUAGAAUCUUACUUUACUCCAGGAAAAUACGGCAAUGAGAUGAGCGCUGUGGUUUAUGACAAGCUUUGGCGAUUCGACAGGGCUGGACUGCCACAUGACCUGCUUGACAGGGGAAUGGCAGAGCAUGAUUACUCAGCACCUGGAGGAGUCAAGCUCCUGUUCGAGGACUACCCAUUCGCCAAGGAUGCGUUGGAUGUGUGGAACGCCACCAAGGAGUACAUCACGGAUUACGUGAAAAUAUUCUAUUCUUCAGACGAGAAAGUGAGGGAGGAUGAGGAGCUGCAGGCAUGGUGGAAGGAGAUUAGGGAGGUAGGACACGGGGACAAGAAGGACGAACCGUGGUGGCCAACUUGCAAGACAGUCGGAAGCCUCAUCGAGAUUCUGUGCAACAUUUUGUGGAUCGCGGGACCUCAACAUGCCGCCGUCAACUUCGGCCAAUACGGAUACUGCGGUUUCAUGCUGAACCGGCCCCCGAUGACCCGAAGGCCGAUUCCGGAGCCCAACACAGCAGAGUACAAGCGAAUGUGCUACGAUUUCGAGGCUUACAUGUUCAGAGUGGUGUCCUCGCCAAUGCAAACUCUCAUGAUCAUGACCACGCUCAACGUCCUCUCGACCCACGCCAAGGACGAGGAGUACAUCGGCCAGCGCUUGGAGCAUAAAAGCAACUGGACCUCGAAUCCAAAAGUUCUGGAAGUGUUCCAGAAAUAUGCUCAGAAGGUCGAACGCUUGGAGCACAUGUUCCAUCAGAGAAACCAUCAAAGGAAGGACUUAAAGAAUAGGCGCGGCGCCCUGGAAAAGUCUGGAUACACACUCAUGUACCCCACAUCUGAACCCGGAGUGACUGGUAGAGGUAUCCCAUGGAGUAUUUCUAUCUAGACAGGCUUACAGGCUCACAGGCUUCAAUAGGAAGCGACGCCCUCUGUACAUAAAUAGCUUACUCGACUGCUACUAAUCAAGCAGCACGGACUUUCAUUGCUUGUCUCUCGGAAAGCAGCUGUACAGCUGUACUAUAAUCGCAUUUCGAGCUAAAAGCUCUGAUAUAAACCAGCAAGAAAUAUUGGCCUCAUCUCGAGCAGGUGUAAUGCAUAGGAUCUCUUCGCAGCACACGUGCUUCCGUCCACCCCUUUCCUCAGAUGUACCGAUCCCUUGCAUGAUGAUUCUGGAAGAUACGGAGUGAUCUUCAUCUGAUAGUAAAAUGCAUCUCUGGU
Messenger RNA from Marchantia polymorpha subsp. ruderalis, 3884 nucleotides. The record is from the annotation of a GenBank genome assembly. Lineage: Eukaryota; Viridiplantae; Streptophyta; Marchantiopsida; Marchantiales; Marchantiaceae.